AUGACAGACCCGACUCCAAAUAAAAACCGUCUCACAGCUCUCAGCACCCCCCGAGCACUCACCACCCCGAACCGCCGCGCCAUCAGCGCCGAGCCCUCCUCCCUCCGUCUAUCCGCUUCGGGCCGCCGAAACCCUAACACACCCCAUGCCCGCGCCGCCAUCCGUGCUAUAGACCAGCGACGUGCAGCUCUGUUCACACCGGGACGAGUAGGACGGCGGCGCAGUCUUGCACGCGAGCGCGAGCGCGAAACGCCGCGAGAUCUUCUGCGGAACCUUAGUCGGGUUCUCGCACCUACGUCAACGGUCGUCUCUUCGUCGUCGUCGUCGCCCCCCCUUCGCGCCAAUGAGUCGACGUUGCAGACUCUCCUCGAGGAGGGUGACGAUGACGACGACUUUCCUAUUGAGCGUCCCCGUUUUUCGUUACCCUUAGAUCGCGACGAUGACGACGAUAGCGAGUUGAAGCCUCCCCGGUCUAGCAUACUGGACGAUGAGAACUACACAAUGCAGUCGAUCGAGCUGCCUCGUCGAGCAUGGACUGAAGCACCAUUGGGUCGCUUGGAUAGGAGCAGCUUGGGCAGCGUGAGGAUGAGUGACUUUGUCGGGCCGGAAAUAGGGGACGAUGAUGAUAAUGACGUUGGUAUCGACUCGGGUUUCUUUCCCCCGCCAGCGUUAGACGAUGAUACCGGCGGGAUUGGCUUAGACGAAGAGGCUAUAUUCGAACGCAUGGAUGAGGAGACAAGACGUCAGACUAUGGGAGGCCAGGACGAUUUUGGUCCAAUUGAGAUUCCCGAUCUCGGGAACGAGAGUACCUUCGUCAUGGCCCCAGUGGAAUCCCCUACUCGAGACCCUACGAUGGCCGAGGACGUUGAGACCAGUGACGUACCUGGCUUCGACCACUACGAUGACGAUGACGAUGGCCCAGGAGACUUGAUGGAUCCACCUGGACUAGACGAUGUCGAUGAUGUUGAUAACACUGAUAACACUGAGGCGUUACAGGACACGAUCAUCUCCCAAGUUGCUGAUCAUCGAGCGCAAAGAAGCGCCGGAAGAAGGAAACCUGGCAAGAAAAUCUCGCGACAUGGUAUUGAAUACCCUUCUCUCCCCGUGGGUGUAGUAAAGCGGCUGGCAACAACACUCGCCAAGACGGCAGGGGUCAGCAAGGCAAAGUUGAGUUCAGAUACGGUAGAUGCCAUUAUGCAAGCGACGGACUGGUAUUUUGAGCAGCUGGGGGACGAUUUAUCGGCCUACGCAAGACACGCAGGUCGCAAGACAAUCGAUGAGAGCGACAUGAUGAUGCUCAUGCGAAGGUACGUUGUUCUACGCUCAAUUCUAGGACAACGGCAGACCAGUACCUCCACUACACCCUUCUCCUUAGCACAACGGUAUCUACCUAGGGAACUCUUACAAGAGAUGCGAAUGUCAGUCCCUGCGCCGACGAAAGCUCCUCGAAAACGACAGGUCCGACAAGGGGCUGUCGAUGAGGAGGAGGAAGUUACUUGA
Molecule: messenger RNA, 1500 nt
Organism: Daldinia vernicosa
Lineage: Eukaryota; Fungi; Ascomycota; Sordariomycetes; Xylariales; Hypoxylaceae
Product: centromere kinetochore component CENP-T-domain-containing protein
Exons: 3
Coding region: 1-1500 (499 amino acids)
Biological process (GO): replication fork processing; resolution of meiotic recombination intermediates
Cellular component (GO): Fanconi anaemia nuclear complex; FANCM-MHF complex
Molecular function (GO): chromatin binding; protein heterodimerization activity
Source: RefSeq, a predicted model, not a curated record